This is a messenger RNA of Drosophila takahashii, 2733 nucleotides long. RefSeq names its product Transglutaminase (gene Tg). Gene Ontology annotation, biological process: peptide cross-linking. Lineage: Eukaryota; Metazoa; Arthropoda; Insecta; Diptera; Drosophilidae. The record is from RefSeq and is a predicted model, not a curated record. Gene Ontology annotation, molecular function: protein-glutamine gamma-glutamyltransferase activity.
UUCUAGUCCGCUUCGAUUCACCUCCGUUGACGGCGAUGACGUGAUCACAGCUGUUACAGUUUAAACUGUCUCAAUUUCGCAUUCCGCGGGCAGUUUAACCAAAAAUGACACGCCAGUUAACUGAGGACAGCGCAAACGUCGGGUUAUAGUGAAGUUCAAACAUACCACUCCUACAAAAUCAAUCGGAGAAUCAACAAACUACGGCUUAUCAUUGACAGGCGAACCGGUUUGCCCAACGCCUGCAUUUGGAUAAUACCUCAUACAUUCUUGGCCGUAGUUUUACUUGAGACAUGGGUCAGAAGCUAUCGUGUUGCAAAAAGUGCGACGAUUGCAAAUGGUGCAGAGGCAAAGGAAACGACGAGCCAACCCUGCGUAUACGCAAUGUCAAUGCCAACUAUUUUGCAGGCGCUCCAAAAAAAGACGAAACAGAUGCCGCCAGUUCAGCUGUGCUGGGAGUGAUGAGAGUCGAUCUCUGCCUGGAGGACAACCACGAUGAGCACCACACGAGUCACUUCUAUGCGGCGGCUGCCAAGGAAGCCCUGAUUGUUCGGAGAGGAGAGCCCUUCCGGCUAAAGAUCCACUUCAACAGGGACUACAGUCCCAGCAAGGAUGCCAUCAGCUUCAUCUUCACGGUGGCGGAUGACACCAAACCGAGUCCGGGACACGGAACCCUCAAUGCCCUGGUGCCCCAUGAUGGCAUCGACUAUCUGGGGGACACUCUGGAAUGGGGGGCUGGCAUCGAAUCGCAUGAAGGUCAAAUACUCACCGUGCUGAUAAAGCCACCUUCGACCUGUCCUGUAACAGAGUGGAAAUUGGACAUCGACACUAAGCUCCUGGGAGACGGAUCGAGGAGCUAUCCCCUCCCACUGCCCAUCUAUGUGCUCUUCAAUCCCUGGUGUCCGGAUGACCAGGUCUAUCUGGAGGAUCGCGAUCAGCGCAAGGAGUACGUGAUGCACGAUACCACUCUCAUUUGGAGGGGAUCCUACAACAGGCUGCGACCUUCGGUUUGGAAAAUCGGACAAUUCGAACGUCAUGUGCUCGAGUGCAGCUUGAAGGUCCUGGGAACUGUGGGCAGAAUUCCACCCGCCUAUAGAGGUGAUCCCGUGAGAGUGGCUCGGGCUUUGUCCGCUCUGGUGAACUCGGUGGACGACGAUGGUGUCCUACUGGGCAAUUGGUCGGAAGAUUUCUCCGGCGGUGUUGCACCCACAAAGUGGACAGGUUCCGUGGAGAUCCUUCAGCAAUUCCACAAGACCCAAAAGUCGGUGAAGUUCGCUCAGUGCUGGAAUUUCAGCGGUGUCCUGGCCACCAUUGCCAGGAGUCUGGGAAUACCGGCUAGAAUCAUCACAUGUUACUCCUCCGCUCACGAUACCCAAGCCUCCUUGACCGUGGAUGUAUUCAUCGACGCGGACAACAAGAAGUUGGAUGCGGAGACCACGGACUCGAUUUGGAACUACCAUGUGUGGAACGAACUGUGGAUGCAGCGACCGGACUUGGGAGUGGGUCAGUUUGGAACCUACGAUGGCUGGCAGGUGGUGGAUGCCACUCCGCAGGAAGCCUCCGAUGAUAUGUACCGAGUGGGUCCUGCAUCUGUUUCGGCGGUGAAGAACGGCGACAUCCUAAGACCCUUCGAUGGUGGCUUUGUCUUCGCGGAGGUUAAUGCGGAUAAGCUCUACUGGCGCUACAAUGGCCCCAGUCAACCGCUGAAGCUCCUCAGGAAGGACACCCUGGCUAUAGGCCAUUUAAUCAGCACAAAGGCGGUCUUAAAAUGGGAAAGAGAGGACCUUACGGAUACCUACAAGCAUGCGGAGCGUUCCGAGGAAGAAAGAAGCACUAUGCUCAAGGCCCUCAAACAAUCCCGUCACGCCUUUAGUCGGUACUACCUGAACGACAAUUUUAACGAGAUAGAGUUCGACAUGGAGCUAAAGGACGACAUCAAGAUCGGGGAGAGCUUCAGUGUGGUCCUAAAGGUGACCAACAAGAGCGACAGUCGCACCCACUUGGCCACGGGUCAAAUCAGUUGCGAUGCCGUUCUCUAUACCGGAGUGGGUGCAGUGGAGGUCAAGACCUUGGGCUUCGAACUGGAACUGCAGCCCAAGAGCAGUGACUUCGUUCGCAUGGAGGUCAUCUUCGAGGAGUACUUCGACAAGCUAUCCUCGCAGGCCGCCUUCCAGAUCUCCGCAGCCGCCAAGGUUAAGGACACCGACUACGAUUACUAUGCCCAGGAUGACUUCCGAGUGCGCAAGCCGGAUAUUAAGUUCCAGUUGGGAGACGCUGCAAUCGUGGCCCAGAAGGAGCUGGAUGUUAUUCUGCGCCUAGAGAAUCCGCUGCCCAUUCCUCUGCACAAGGGAGUGUUCACAGUGGAAGGACCGGGCAUUGAGCAGCCUCUGAAGUUUAAGAUCGCCGAAAUUCCAGUGAAUGGCACUGCCGCCGCAACCUUCAAAUACACUCCGCCCUAUGCGGGGCGUGGCACAAUGCUGGCCAAGUUUACCUCCAAGGAACUGGACGAUGUGGAUGGCUAUAAGCAUUACGAAAUUGAGCCCCGACCGGAGGAUCUGCUGCAGCCCAAUGGAAGCCACCGGAGGAGCAACAUCAUCCGCAGACGCACCGAUGUUGUAGCCUAAACUAACCCUAGUUGCAAUGAAUUUCCUUUUGUAUUUCGUAGGUUAAGUGAUAUGUUGUAAAUUGUAAUAAUGAUACAUAUUAAUGUUUUGAUAUUUAAACUAAAAAGAUAAA